AUGUCGCUCAAGAGGGUGUCCAAGAAGGCAUUAUUCUUUCUGGUCGUACCACUUUUGCUGCGUCAAGUGUUGACUACCACCUCAAUCAAUUUUCUUUUUCUGAUUUUGGCUUUUAUUAUUGGGUCCCUGCUAUCUGUCUCAUUGUCAUUGGAGACAUUUCUACGACAGGAGAAAGUGUUAGCAAAUUUUAUAAUAAUUUUUUUAUUGUUCAAACUUACUUUAGUCUCUGCAAGGGUUGUAACAGCAUGUUGUCGUGUGUGUGGAGAUCGUAGCUCGGGAAAGCAUUACAGUGUUUUCACCUGCGAUGGAUGCUCCUGCUUUUUUAAGCGCAGUGUUAGAAAAAGCGCUAUAUAUACAUGUAUAGCUGGAAAAGGAAGUUGUGUGGUUGAUAAAGCACGUCGUAACUGGUGUCCCUAUUGUAGACUUCAGAGAUGCUUUUCUGCUGGAAUGAAUGUUGCUGCCGUUCAAGAGGAGCGAGGACCAAGAAAGCCGAGGAAAUUAACUGGAAGUCUACUUAGUGAGAAAAGGAGCAACAACACAAAACUGUUGAUAGUUUUUAACACGAAGGCUGACCUCGUUGAACUCAAUCUUUUGGAAACUCUUAUAUUAUGUCGUAAAGAGUUUAGUACAAACAAUGACGAGUCUCUACAAUUGGAGCUAAUAUCAGAUAGGGCAUUAUUGGCUCUUGGACGGUACACAAUUCAGAAGGAAUGCCAAUGGCAACGAUUUGGUAAAUUGAUCAUUUGUCUUCGAGGACUCUCCUUUUACACUAAUAGUCUUAAGAACAUCUUCAGACACAUUAUUGGUGAUAUUAUAGAAGAUAGACAUUAGAAAAUGAAACAGCUCUGUCAGAUAUU
Messenger RNA from Phlebotomus papatasi, 857 nucleotides. RefSeq names its product retinoic acid receptor RXR-alpha-A (gene Hr83). The coding region runs from base 1 to 831 and encodes 276 amino acids. Gene Ontology annotation, biological process: cell differentiation; regulation of transcription by RNA polymerase II; anatomical structure development. Gene Ontology annotation, molecular function: nuclear receptor activity; RNA polymerase II cis-regulatory region sequence-specific DNA binding; zinc ion binding. The record is from RefSeq and is a predicted model, not a curated record. Lineage: Eukaryota; Metazoa; Arthropoda; Insecta; Diptera; Psychodidae. The transcript has 5 exons.